AACAUAAUAGAAGAUGGCUCCACACCUCAAAAACCCCAAUCUUUUGCAAAAAAAGUCGUUCAUAAACGGAGAAUGGUUUGAGUCCAAAUCCACUAAAACCUUCAAGAUCCAUGAUCCAGCAUCAGGUGAAUUCAUUGCCGAGCUCACCGAUUUAUUGCCUGAAGAAAUCGAGUAUGCCAUCAAAAUCACCCAUGAAUCUUAUGAGCUCUACAAGAAGACCAAUCCUUAUGACAGAUCGAAAUGGUUGAGAAACUUGUACAAUUUGAUGAUGGAAAAUAUCGACGAUUUAGCCAAGAUCUUAACUUGGGAAAACGGUAAGCCAUUGGCUGAAGCUCUUGGUGAGAUUAAGUACGCCGCUUCAUACUUUGAAUGGUUUGCUGAAGAAGCAAAAAGAAUAUAUGGACACACUAUCCAACCAGCUAACCAAGGUAACAAAAUCGUGACGUUGAAGCAGCCUAUUGGUCCUGUAGCAUUGAUGACUCCCUUCAACUUUCCAAGUGCUAUGAUCAGCAGAAAAGCUGCCCCCGCUUUAGCUGUAGGCUGUACCACCAUUUCUAAGCCUGAUUAUCAAGUCCCACUUUCAUGUUUGGCUUUGGCUUAUUUGGCAGACCAAGCUGGUUUCCCACCAGGAGCUUUCAACGUUAUAUUAUCAUCUGCUCAAAGUACUCCAGUUUCUGGUUUGCAGUUAUGUGAAUCCCCAUUGAUCAAGAAGAUUUCUUUUACCGGAUCCACGGCUGUUGGAAAACUUUUGAUGAAGCAAUCUGCUUCCACGUUGAAGAAGUUAUCUUUUGAAUUGGGUGGAAAUGCUCCAAUCAUUGUGUUUGAUGAUGCUAAGUUGGAUAAAGCCGUCACCCAAGCAAUUGGUUCUAAAUUCAGAUCUUUGGGCCAGACGUGUGUUUGUGCCAACAGAAUAUAUGUCCAGUCGGGCGUCUAUGACGAAUUCGUAAAGAAGUUUGUCGAGAAGGUAAAGGCUUUCAAAAUCGGGCAUGGGUUUGAUGAGGAAGUAACUCACACUUGUUUGAUCAACGAAAGAUCUGUGGCCAAAGUCAAAGGUCACGUCGAAGAUGCCAUUUCUAAAGGGGCCAAAUAUGCCCUUGAAGGUGGUGAAUUACCACAUCUUGGUCCUCAUUAUUAUUCUCCUACUGUGUUAACUGGUGUUACUCAAGAUAUGAAGGUGGCCAAAGAAGAAACGUUCGGUCCAUUGGCAGCAAUUAUCAAAUUCGACACUGAAAAGGAAGCCAUCGGCUACUGUAACGACUCUGAAUUCGGAUUGGCUGCUUAUGUGUUCUCGGAAAACAUUAACACUUGUUGGACGUUCUCUGAGGCAUUAGAGGUGGGAAUGGUUGCUGUCAAUGUUGGUGUAUUCACUGAAGCUGCCGUACCUUUUGGAGGUGUUAAAGAAUCUGGAUUUGGAAGAGAAGGUUCAUUGUAUGGAGUCGACGACUACACGGUGGUCAAGUCCAUCAUUAUUGGUGAUGUCUAUAGUUAGUUGGAGUAAUGAAAUUUCGCAACCUUUGUUGCCGCAACCACUUACCGCAUUAGGGUCGCACGUA
This is a messenger RNA of Yamadazyma tenuis ATCC 10573, 1553 nucleotides long. The record is from RefSeq and is a predicted model, not a curated record. Lineage: Eukaryota; Fungi; Ascomycota; Pichiomycetes; Serinales; Debaryomycetaceae.